Phlebotomus papatasi is the source of this 893-nucleotide messenger RNA. RefSeq names its product RNA-binding protein 8A (gene tsu). The record is from RefSeq and is a predicted model, not a curated record. Bases 90 to 584 code for a protein of 164 amino acids. Gene Ontology annotation, cellular component: exon-exon junction complex; nucleus; cytoplasm. NCBI's taxonomy places the organism in Eukaryota, Metazoa, Arthropoda, Insecta, Diptera, Psychodidae. Gene Ontology annotation, biological process: RNA splicing. Gene Ontology annotation, molecular function: mRNA binding. The transcript has 3 exons.
AAAAGGGAAAGAAAGCCAAAUCCCAAAACAUUCGGCAGCCGCAUAGAAAAUUUCCAUUUUACACAGGAAAAGCUUGGAAAAGUGUCUCAAUGGCUGAUGUUCUGGACAUAGACAAUGCAGAGGACUUUGAGGAUGAUGAUGGAGACCAGGGCAUUGUGAGGCUGAAAGAAAAGGCUAGGAAGAGGAAAGGACGUGGAUUUGGCAAUGAGAGCUCUUCCCGGCAGCCUAUUCACGACUACGAGAGCGUCCGGAUAGAGGAUGACGAUGAACUUGAUCCGGGACCACAGAGAUCUGUCGAAGGGUGGAUCCUCUUUGUCACAUCGAUCCACGAGGAGGCUCAGGAGGAUGAUAUUCAGGAGAAAUUCAUCGAGUACGGAGACAUCAAGAACAUUCACCUGAAUCUCGAUCGACGUACGGGAUUCCUCAAAGGCUACGCCCUCGUUGAGUAUGAGACCUUCAAGCAGGCUCUGGCCGCCAAGGAAGCCCUCAAUGGCUCAGAUAUCCUCGGGCAGACAAUCUCCGUGGACUGGUGCUUCGUAAAAGGCCCCAAAAGGACCAAGAAAGCCGAAAGGAAGCGCAGAUAGAUCCAAAACGGGGGCCCUGGACCCUGGGGAGAGAAUCUGUACUAAAAAAAAGGACGAAUAAAUGAUAAAAGAUGAUUUCUGCAUAGUUUUUCUUUUCCUUUAUUCCAAUUCUCUCCUCACAGAAGCUUUUUUUUUUCUUCAAAGAUCAACAAGAAACCCAGAAAAGAAUUUGAGUCUGCCAGAGUUUUCCGGACACCAACACAAAAAAAACUAUGCGCAUUUUUUAUGAAUCAAAUCAUUUUUUAAUUAUUAAUUUUCGGAAAUCUAAUAUUUCUUUUUUUUUGUGGAAAAAUUUACAUAAAAACAGAA